This is a messenger RNA of Frieseomelitta varia, 3096 nucleotides long. RefSeq names its product cytosolic 10-formyltetrahydrofolate dehydrogenase. Bases 255 to 2957 code for a protein of 900 amino acids. Gene Ontology annotation, biological process: biosynthetic process; one-carbon metabolic process; 10-formyltetrahydrofolate catabolic process. Gene Ontology annotation, molecular function: formyltetrahydrofolate dehydrogenase activity; aldehyde dehydrogenase (NAD+) activity. Lineage: Eukaryota; Metazoa; Arthropoda; Insecta; Hymenoptera; Apidae. The record is from RefSeq and is a predicted model, not a curated record. Gene Ontology annotation, cellular component: cytoplasm. The transcript has 8 exons.
UUAGUAUAGUUCAGUCAGAUAACUGCAAGUGUUGCUAACCGUCAGCAGCCGAAGAGCAAUUGGUGAAGUGAAUGCAUGUCAAGCGGGACAAUCGGAGAACUGUCGACGUCGAUUUUCUGAUGCUGUUCCUGAAGAGCUUCUUCUCGAUACGUUCCUACACCGUGAACACCGUAAGCCAAUCGCCUGAAAUUUUCUCGCUUGAAAAUACAGUGAAAGUUAGAAGAGUGCAUUAAACGCGUUGCAAAUAGACGGCAAUGGCGCAACUGAAAGUGGCCAUAAUCGGCCAGAGCCCCUUCGCAGCCGAGGUGUACAAGCUCUUGAAACAGAAUGGUCAUCAAAUCACGGGAGUAUUCACAAUACCCGACAAAGGGAACCGAGAGGAUCCUCUAGCUGUCACAGCAAGAGCUGACGAAACUCCAGUCUUCAAGAUCAAAUCUUGGAGGAGCAAAGGCGUGACGUUGCCAGAGAUUUUCGAGAUGUACAAAGGGAUCGAGGUGGACUUGAACGUCCUUCCAUUCUGCAGUCAGUUCAUCCCCAUGGAGGUGAUUAAUCAUCCUCGCCAUCGCAGCAUAUGCUACCAUCCGUCAAUACUACCGCGGCACCGUGGAGCUAGCGCUAUCAGCUGGACCUUGAUAGAAGGAGAUGACACCGCAGGAUUCUCUAUCUUCUGGGCUGACGAUGGCCUCGAUACGGGGCCUAUCUUACUUCAGAGGUCCUGCAAGGUGGAGCUCAACGAUACUCUGGACACUUUAUACAACAACUUCCUGUAUCCCGAAGGCAUCAAGGCCAUGGCAGAGGCUGUGGAUCUCGUGGCCAAAGGACUCGCUCCGACGAUUCCUCAGACGGAAGUCGGGGCCACUUAUGACCCCAUGUUGAACAAAAAGGAGCUCCAGAAGAUAGAUUGGACGAAGCCUGCGAAAAGAGUCCACGAUUUCAUUCGUGCCUUGGAUAGCACUCCAGGUGCUUGGACCACUGUCAACGGCGAAGAAGCUCGUCUGUUUGGAUCUACCUUGUGGAACGGUGAUAAGGCACCGGAGCAUGAGAUCGAAGUCGCUGUAGAGGACAGAGUGGGUAUCAUUCACGAGGGUGGAUUGCUGAUCAAUACCGUUGACAAUCAAUUUAUCAAUGUGGAGAGAAUAAAGAUCGGUAGCAGAACCAUCCUUGCCAGCAAAUUUGGUCAGCAGAAUGAAAGUACUAUGCUUGAGUUCACUGACGAGGAGAAGAGGAACAUAGAAACGUUGAGGCGUAUUUGGGUCGACAUUCUGAAGACAAACGUUGAUGAGGACACUGACUUCUUUGCCUGCGGAGCAGGAAGUAUGGACGUUGUGAGGAUGAUAGAAGAAGUCAAGGACAACCUCGGAGUGAACCUGCAGAAUAUCGACGUUUUCAUGGCUCCGGUGUUCAACGAAUUUGUCAACACAGUAGUUCUUGCAGCCAGAGGUAUCUCCGCUGCCAAGGAGAUCAAGUAUGACACCGUAGAAAUGCAAGCAAACAACAUGGACCUGAAGUUCCCUAAACAGUUAUUCAUAAACGGAGAAUUCGUGAACGGUAGCGGAAGGCCUCUGAACACGAUUAACCCUCACGACGAGAGUGUGAUCUGCUCGGUCGAAACUGCCACCGCAGAGGACGUGGACAAGGCAGUCAAGGCCGCCAAGAAAGCCUUCGAAGAAGGUGAAUGGAGCAAGAUCAGCGCCAGGGAGCGUGGAGCUCUCCUUUUCAAAUUAGCAGAUCUAAUGGAGGAGCACAAGGAAGAACUAGCCACCAUCGAGAGCAUAGACUCCGGUGCAGUGUACACGUUGGCUCUGAAGACCCACAUAGGAAUGUCCAUAGAAACCUGGAGGUAUUUCGCUGGCUGGUGCGACAAGAUCCAAGGUUCCACCAUACCGAUAAGUCACGCCAGGCCAAAUCGUAACUUAACGUUCACUAGAAAGGAGCCGAUCGGCGUUUGUGGCCUCGUCACUCCAUGGAACUAUCCGUUGAUGAUGCUCUCCUGGAAAAUGGCAGCCUGCUUGGCAGCGGGCAACACCGUAGUGAUGAAGCCAGCUCAAGCUUCGCCUUUGACAGCGUUGAAAUUCGCAGAGCUAACUGUAAGAGCUGGCUUCCCACCUGGAGUGGUUAACAUCGUGCCAGGAAACGGUACUGAGACUGGGAACGCCAUUUGCGAGCAUCCUCUGAUCAGAAAGCUCGGCUUCACCGGGUCCACGCAAAUUGGACAGACCAUCAUGAGGUCCUGUGCUAACAGCAACCUGAAGAAAGUGUCCUUGGAACUGGGUGGGAAGAGCCCUUUGGUCAUCUUCGAGGAUGCUGACCUUCAGCAGGCAGUCAAGAUUGGAAUGGGCAGCGUAUUCUUCAACAAGGGAGAAAAUUGUAUAGCUGCUGGUCGACUGUUUGUGGAGGAAACGAUUCACGACGAGUUCGUGAGAAGGGUAGUCGAGGAGACUAAGAAGAUAUCCAUAGGAAAUCCUCUGGAUAGAAGCACAGCCCACGGACCGCAGAACCACAAAGCUCAUUUGACCAAGCUUCUGGACUUCGUGAAACGUGGAGUGAAGGAAGGAGCUCAACUGAUUUAUGGUGGGAAGAGAUUAGACCGUCCAGGCUGGUAUUUCGAACCAACGAUCUUCACAAACGUCACGGACGACAUGUACAUAGCCAAAGAGGAAUCUUUUGGCCCGGUUAUGAUUGUCUCCAAGUUUAGCUCGAAAAACAUGGACGAAAUGAUCGCCAGGGCUAACAAUACCGAGUAUGGAUUGGCUUCGGGUGUCUUGACAAAGGACAUCGGCAAGGCACUGAAAUUUGCUGAAAAGAUAGAAGCUGGAACGGUGUUCAUUAAUACUUAUAACAAGACGGACGUGGCUGCACCGUUUGGUGGCUUCAAGAUGUCUGGCUUUGGCAAGGAUCUAGGCCAAGAAGCUUUGAACGAAUACUUGAAAACGAAGACCGUCACCAUAGAAUAUUAGAAGAUAUCAUUAGCUUCUCAUCCAUUUUCAUUUUGCACUCUUAUCUUUGCACGAUUCUUUACACACUGAAAGCUACUAGAUUUGUAAGUUCUUACGAUUUAUUUUUUAUUCAUAUUGAAUAAAUUUAUUGAGUAUUUUU